Trichosurus vulpecula (common brushtail) is the source of this 2419-nucleotide messenger RNA. RefSeq names its product histamine receptor H1 (gene HRH1). The record is from RefSeq and is a predicted model, not a curated record. NCBI's taxonomy places the organism in Eukaryota, Metazoa, Chordata, Mammalia, Diprotodontia, Phalangeridae. The transcript has a single exon. Gene Ontology annotation, molecular function: neurotransmitter receptor activity; G protein-coupled serotonin receptor activity; histamine receptor activity. The coding region runs from base 33 to 1532 and encodes 499 amino acids. Gene Ontology annotation, cellular component: membrane; dendrite. Gene Ontology annotation, biological process: positive regulation of vasoconstriction; G protein-coupled receptor signaling pathway, coupled to cyclic nucleotide second messenger; regulation of vascular permeability.
AAAAGAAGUGCAAGAGCUUCCUCUAGUGCCCGAUGACCUCUCCCACCUCCUCCUGUCUCCAAGAAGGAACCAUGUGUGAGGUCAACAAGACAGCUGAUGCUGCUAAUAAGUCCCAUUUGGUGCCCUUGGUGGUGGUGCUGAGCAGCAUCUCCCUUGUCACAGUGGGGCUCAAUCUCCUGGUACUCUAUGCAGUGAGGACAGAGAAGAAACUGCACACUGUGGGUAACCUGUAUAUCAUUAGCCUCUCCGUAGCUGAUCUGAUUGUGGGUGCCGCUGUCAUGCCCUUGAAUAUUGUAUAUCUCUUUAGGUCUCUAGACAGACCCCUCUGCCUCUUCUGGCUCUCCAUGGACUAUGUGGCAAGCACCGCCUCCAUCUUUAGCGUCUUUAUUCUUUGCAUUGACCGCUAUCGGUCUGUCCAGCAACCUCUCAAGUACCUACGGUAUCGCACCAAGACCAGAGCGAUAGUCACCAUCUUGGUCACCUGGUUCCUGGCCUCCCUGUGGAUCAUCCCUAUUCUGGGAUGGAGAAGCUUUUGGCCAGAAACUAACAUGAGUGACCAAUAUGACAACAAGACCUCUGGGGACAAGUGUGAGACAGACUUUUACAAGGUCACUUGGUUCAAGGUGAUGACUGCCAUCAUCAACUUCUACCUGCCCACCUUGCUGAUGCUCUGGUUCUAUUCCAAGAUUUACAGGGCUGUCCGACAGCAUUGCCAGCACCGAGAAUUCAUCAACGCGUCCUUCCCAUCUUUCUCAGAUGGCGUCGUGAGUCACAAAAAGCACAAGAUCUGCCUCCCAAAGCAGGAGAAAGAUGCCAACCUGGAGACUUUGAAAAGAAAGCCAGAAGGCACCUACUAUCCCAUCAGUAACAGCAUUCCCACCAAGGCCCAGGACUCAGCAAAGAAGUCUCCUCCAGAGGAGAAGAGCCCUCCAGGUUUUGAACAAGCGGAUGAGGAAGUAGCGGUCAAAGACCGCUACUUCCCUAUUGACGUUGCACAGCCUCAGUCUGGGAUGGUGGAGACUGGAAGAUACAUGUCCAUCCACCAGAAACAACCAGACCCCAAGGAGCUGUCCCCGGCCAUUCAAUAUGCCAGUGAAACAUCUGAGGAGACCAUAUUUGCUGAAGCAUCCUCCCCCGCAACAGACUCAAGUGCUGUUGCUGGAUCAGCCGCAGCCGUGUCUGCUGAAGACCAGGCCAAGACCAAAGCGACCUUUGGCCUGGAUUACCUGACAUUUACCUGGAAGAGGCUUCGCUCCCACUCCAGACAAUACGUAAAGGGUGUGCACAUGAACCGGGAGCGGAAAGCCGCCAAACAGCUGGGCUGCAUCAUGGCGGCCUUCAUCCUCUGCUGGAUCCCAUACUUCAUCUUUUUCAUGGUCAUUGCUUACUGCACAAAAUGCUGCAAUGAACAUGUCCAGAUGUUCACCAUGUGGCUGGGCUACAUCAACUCCACCCUGAACCCCCUUAUUUACCCCCUCUGCAAUGAGAACUUCAGGAAAGCUUUCAAAAAGAUUUUCCGUAUUCGCUCCUAAAGGGAAACUUCAGGGGUGGGGUGUAGAGAUGAAAAUGACAUCGAAGGAAGAAACAAAUGAGAGCAGAAGGACUGCUAGGAUUUCCAGAGUACCCAAACUUUCCGGGGUUUCAAGAAGAAGUGCAUGGCUAGAAGUCUUGGAAGUCCCCUAUUCCUCAUUGGAGGCAGUGCAGAGGAGUGGAUGAAAUUGGACUGGAGUGGAAUUGAAAACAGAGAUUUAAAAAUUCACAGUUUUUCAAGCAAAGCCCCUGCCGGGCUCCUGACCCAUCCAGGGCUUCCAAGAAGUUCCAGGAUUUUGACUAUGGCUAUGGUAUUUGGGAGGUUACAUGCCUUGGUUGCUAUGGGCUCAAACUCAAGUGGAGAGAUGACCAGAACCCUAGAGGAGCCCAGAGAUGUAUAAAGACAGGCUCAGGGCAUGACUGGGAUAUAAUCACACUGAGUGUUAGUUAAUACAAAUGUGCUGGAACUUGUAUAGCUGCAUCAGAAUUGUUGCUUCACCUGAGGAGGCAACAUCUAUAUCCUCCAGAGGCUGCGGUCUCUCGGACAAUUUAGAGACUUCUCUUGGGGAGUUGCCGGAUGAUCUCUAAGAUCCCUUCCAUCUGGGAAUCUAUGAUCCUCUUUAACUAGUUUACAAGCCAGGCAAAAAAAAAAUAGAUUAGUGGUAUAAUUUUAACAUCAUAUGUAGCUCUCAAUCCCACACCUGUCCCCUUCCCACAUAAAAUACCAGGAUUCCCCAGCUUGGUUUCAGAAUUGACUCAAAAAAAAAAAAAAAAAAAAAGAAUUGACUCCAAAUGGCUUUUGGCUGUCUCCACAAAACAAAAUCUACUUUAGGCUAAUAAUAAUAAUAAUAAUUGAUAGCUCUUUAGCCUUUUAAAGAUUACAAAGCAC